AUGGACGAGACAUCAAUAUUUGGGAGGGACAAAGAGAAGAAUUGGGUGAUAUCUAAGCUGACAGAGUCUAGUAUUCAACAAAACAUAAAAAUUGUUUCAGUCAUUGGAUUAGGCGGCUCCGGUAAAACUACUCUCGCGAAGCUAGUCUUUAACGAUGGUAACACAAUAAAGCAGCAUUUUGAACUUAUACUGUGGGUUCAUGUGUCACGAGAAUUUGAUGUUGAGAAGCUUGUCGAGAAGUUGUAUGAAGCUAUUGCUGGAGACAAGCCUAACCAUCUCCCAUUGCAGCGUGUGAGCAGAACAAUCUCAGACAAGCUGGCUGGGAAGAAGUUCCUAGUUGUAAUGGAUGAUGUUUGGACGGAAGACCACGCUCACUGGGAGCAAUUCAUGGUACAUCUGAAGAGUGGUGCUCCUGGAAGUAGCAUUUUACUCACUGCUCGUAGUAGAAAAGUUGCGGAAGCGGUAGAUUCCACAUAUACAUUUGACAUGCCAUUCUUGUCUGAGGAUAACAGCCAGAAAGUGUUCGAGCAAAAUUUAGGAAGCGCAGCGAUUGGUUUGGACCCUGAAUUCCUACAAAUCGGGACAGAAAUUAUGAAGAAAUGCAGUGGUGUGCCCCUUGCAAUUAAAGUUCUUGCAGGUGUCCUCCGUGGAAUGAAAGGAAUAGAAGAAUGGCAAUCCAUAAGAGACAGUAAUUUGUUAGAUGUUGAGGAUGAAGAACAACCAUAUGGGAAGCUUCGCAACUUACAGACCAUCACUUUAACAUUUUGUACGGCUUUUAAACACCUGCCACAGUGCAUCACUUUAUUGGGUCAUCUACAAUAUGUAGACCUUUCAUGUUGUACUGAGCUUAGAGAAUUGCCUGAAGGCAUAGGCGCCUUGAAAAAGCUUGAAGUUUUGAAUCUAGAGAGAUGCAGGAGAUUGUGUGGCCUGCCAGCAGAUUCUCUGAAGAAUCUUACAUUGGAAGGAAGCCAUGGGCAAUUGCUUUCCUCAGGAUGCUUCUUCCAUCCGCGUCAUGCAGCUCAUGGUCAUGGCAACGAGUCUUCAUCUUCAUCCUGUAUUGUGGAUGUGAAGUAUCCCCACCUCACGUAUCUAAAACUUGAUCGACUGAUAGGCUCAUCAUCUGGCUGGGAGAUGCUGCGGCACCUCACUGAGCUUCGUACAUUGGAAAUAUCUGAGUGCAGGGACCUUAGGAUCUGCGCUUCCUAA
This is a messenger RNA of Oryza sativa Japonica Group (Japanese rice), 1206 nucleotides long. Lineage: Eukaryota; Viridiplantae; Streptophyta; Magnoliopsida; Poales; Poaceae. The record is from RefSeq and is a predicted model, not a curated record.